AUGGCUAUCCGAGAAAACCAUGCCAUGUUGGUUUCAAAAUUUGGCAUCAUAGGAGCUGGAGUAAGCGGCAUAGCAGCCGCCAAACAGCUAUCCCAUCACAAGCCUAUUGUUUUUGAAGCCUCAGAUUCCAUUGGUGGGGUGUGGAGGCAUUGCUCCUACAAUUCCACUAAGCUUCAAUCUCACCGCAGAGACUAUGAAUUCACUGAUUUUCCUUGGCCUGAGAGAGACAACCCUGAUUUUCCUACCCACUUGGAAAUAUUGAAUUAUUUGCACUCCUAUGCUCAACACUUUGACGUGCUCAAGAACAUUAAGUUCAACUCUAAGGUGGUGGAAAUUAGGUUUACCGGCAACCGGGAAGCCUCUGACAUUGGAGCAGUGCCUCCUGAUCAUGACUAUGGAAGCUUACUUCCUGGUCAACCUGUGUGGGAAGUUGCUGUGCAGGCUACUCAGUCAGACACACUUCAGUGGUAUGGCUUCGAGUUUAUUGUUGUUUGCAUUGGAAAAUAUGGGGACAUACCCAAAAUUCCAACGUUUCAACGGAUGAGAGGGCCAGAGGUAUUCAAGGGUAAGGUGCUGCAUACGAUUGAUUACUGUAAACUUGAUCAGGAAGCUUCUACUCAACUUCUCAAAGGGAAAAAGGUAGUGGUCGUGGGUUUCAAAAAGUCAGGUCUUGAUUUAGCCAUGGAGUGUGCACUGGCAAAUCAAGGACCUGAAGGACAACCGUGUACCAUGUUGGCAAGGACUUUGCAUUGGACAGUUCCUCAUUACUGGAUUUGGGGAUUGCCAUUUUUCUUGUUUUACUCAACAAGAUCUUCUCAGUUCAUGCAUGAAAGACCAAAUCAGGGCUUGCUCAGAACCCUUCUCUGUCUCAUGUUAUCACCAUUGAGGCGUGGAAUUUCAAAGUUCAUUGAGUCCUACCUUCUGUGGAAACUUCCACUAGAGAAGUAUGGGUUAAAGCCAGAACACCCUUUUGUGGAAGAUUAUGCAUCUUGUCAAAUGGCCAUUAUGCCAGAAAACUUCUUCUCUGAGGUUGAAAAGGGAAAAAUUGUCUUUAAAAAAGCAUCAAAGUGGUGGUUUUGGAAUGAAGGGAUUGAAUUUGAAGACAACUCUAAACUGGAGGCUGAUGUAGUGGUUCUUGCAACUGGUUUUGAUGGAAAGAAAAAGCUCAAAACCAUUUUGCCAGAGCCUUUUCGUAGCCUCUUGGAGUACCCUUCUAGUAUAAUGCCUUUAUAUAGGGGAACCAUCCAUCCAUUGAUUCCAAACAUGGCUUUUGUGGGUUAUGUUGAGAGUGUUUCAAAUCUUCACUCAUCAGAGCUACGUUCCAUGUGGCUUUCUGGACUCGUGGAUGACAAAUUCAAGCUCCCAAGUGUUGAGAGCAUGCUUUCAGAAACACUUAAGGAAAUAGAAGUAAUGAAAAGGUCAACUAGGUUCUAUAAGAGGCACUGCAUUUCCACUUACAGCAUCAACCACAGUGAUGAAAUAUGUAAGGAUUUGGGGUGGAGUUCCUGGAGAAAGAAGAACUGGAUAUCCGAAGCAUUUGGUCCCUACAGUAUUGAAGACUAUGAAAAGGAAGAUUGA
Abrus precatorius (Indian licorice) is the source of this 1578-nucleotide messenger RNA. Its product is annotated as probable flavin-containing monooxygenase 1. The transcript is spliced from 5 exons. NCBI's taxonomy places the organism in Eukaryota, Viridiplantae, Streptophyta, Magnoliopsida, Fabales, Fabaceae. Gene Ontology annotation, molecular function: N,N-dimethylaniline monooxygenase activity; flavin adenine dinucleotide binding; NADP binding. Bases 1 to 1578 code for a protein of 525 amino acids. The record is from RefSeq and is a predicted model, not a curated record.